Periconia digitata is the source of this 256-nucleotide messenger RNA. Lineage: Eukaryota; Fungi; Ascomycota; Dothideomycetes; Pleosporales; Periconiaceae. The record is from the annotation of a GenBank genome assembly.
UCCCCACUUCUGCACUUACCCAAGACCAUAAGUCGGAACAAUGUGCAAGAAUGAAGAAAGUUUUGGUAAGUGGGGCAGCGGUGGUAUCUCUUCCGACUUGAACUACCUGCCUGCGAUCUGCUAUCCCAUAAAUCCCUUACCCUUCCCGGCCUUCCGUAACAACGCAACCCCAUCAAGCAAUCCCUCGAAUACCUCUGGCUCAACGCCAAUAGAAUGCGAGUUUAGCUCGCCAAAUUCGAAGAUGGAAUACAAGUAA